Jatropha curcas is the source of this 795-nucleotide messenger RNA. Lineage: Eukaryota; Viridiplantae; Streptophyta; Magnoliopsida; Malpighiales; Euphorbiaceae. The record is from RefSeq and is a predicted model, not a curated record.
AUGUUACAAAGAAAAUGUCCUUGGAGACUGUAUGGUAAUACUAGAGCUAAAGACCAGUCUUGGGUUAUAAGGACUUAUAAGAAAGAACAUUCAUAUUUUAGGUCACUUAGAAAUAAACAAGCAAAUUCAGAGUUUUUAGCUUUGAAAUUUUUAGGCCAUAUAAGGAAAGACCCUAAUUAUGGGGUGAACAAGAUGAUAAGGGAUAUGAGUGAGAAGUAUGCUAUCAUUGUGAAUAGGUACACAUGUUAUCGAGUGAGAAAGAUGGCAAUGGACAAGCUUAAUGGGUCACUAGAUUCACAUUAUGCUAUACUUAGAUCAUACAUAACAGAGUUGAACAGGGUUGACAAGGAAGGUACUUUUGUGCUUCAAUGUGAGGAGGGUAAUAAGAAGGGCCCAAAUGGAUUGGAGAUUGCUGUUAGAAAUCUUGUGCCAUAUGCUGAGCACAGGAAUUAUGCAAAGAACAUUCACUCGAAUUGGAAGAAGAAAUAUAGAGGAGAAGGAUAUAAAUCAGCCUUUUGCAUGGCAGAGACUUUCAAUGGCUAUAUUAGAGAAGCAAGAACUAUGCCUGUCAUUCUAAUGUUGGAAGACAUCAGAACAAGACUCAUGGAAAGAAAUUACUUUAACAGGUUGAGGGUUGAUAAAUGGAGUGAUGGAGUAGGGCACAAAAUAAGGAAAAUAAUUGAGAAGGCUAAACUUGGUAUCUCAUCUUGUGUUCCUACACCAUCUAAUGAAUACAACUUCCAAGUCAAAGUACUUGAAGAUUCUUUUGUGGUUAAUUUGGAUAAGAAGGAAUGA